Molecule: messenger RNA, 363 nt
Organism: Pollicipes pollicipes
Lineage: Eukaryota; Metazoa; Arthropoda; Thecostraca; Pollicipedomorpha; Pollicipedidae
Product: DNA (cytosine-5)-methyltransferase 3A
Exons: 4
Coding region: 1-309 (102 amino acids)
Source: RefSeq, a predicted model, not a curated record
AUGCAGCGGGCCCCGAGCUCCCGCUGUGCCGGCCCGCACGCCGACAGGGACGCCACACCGCCACCGCCGAACGCAAGCGCAGGCCUCGAGGAUCAGGCCUGCGAGGCCGGCCUCGACCCCAGCGUCUGGGGGGCGCUCACAGAGGGCUCCCUGGUCUGGGCCAAGCUGGGCGCGUCCAAGUGGUGGCCAGGGAUGCUCGUCAAAGGCGAGCGGGGUGGUAUGCUGGCCUCCAGGGACCGGCCCUGGGUCUACUGGUUUGGCGAUCACCGAAUCUCAGAGACUUUCGACGAUGAGGCCAGAGCUCGAUAGCCUGCCGUGGUUAUGCUUCGGACCGAUCAGUCAUGCUUAGAAAGAUGUCCGCCC